Porites lobata is the source of this 5230-nucleotide messenger RNA. The record is from the annotation of a GenBank genome assembly. NCBI's taxonomy places the organism in Eukaryota, Metazoa, Cnidaria, Anthozoa, Scleractinia, Poritidae.
AUGGUGCAUAUAAUCUUUGCAACUUUUUUGGGCAAUAUUUAUGGUCAAGUCAAUUGUUUGUCUUUUGUAUCUAAGUAAUUAUAUAAAAGAGAAUUUUGUAAUGUUUAAGACAAGAACAGCAGUGUUCGCACUCGAAUCAGUUAACCACUGAUAAAACUUUCUGUGCCAAGUACUUUGAAUAGCUUCAAAAACGUCCCCGGAGUAUUUCAUAACAGGACUGCUAAAUAUAAAUGCCUUCUCUCUUUUUAAACGUGUUGACUUGAAAAAUGUCAAGCAAAAGCAGUUAAGCUAACAAAUUUUUGGCAGAAAUGGUAUGCAAUUAAAUGUAAGUUUUGCAUCUGAAGUCACGGUUAAUAAGCGUUCACUGGCUUUCGCAAUACGGCCAUCCAAAUGAAAGAGAUUUCCACAACCGGCCGUACAAGAGGAAAACAAAAUGCUCACAGUAAAGUGUCGCUUUUUAUAGGCUGACCGCAACGCGACAUGAUUGACAUUUAUACGGAAAUGUAAACUGGUACGAAUCAUAUUAUGUUGUUUGUGAGUCGGCAUUUGGCACCGGUAGUACGUGAACCGCGGUUUGGUGUCUUCUCGGUUUAGAAAACUUCGUAUUUAGUUUUAGAAUAUAAGUUCUGACCGGUGGACGGUUUUUUGGAUCUUUUUUUCGCUUCGGUAGAUAGAUUUUGUUAGAUUUUGACUUUUCAUAUAAUAGGCCACUUGCACUAAGGGAUCACGUGACCAAUGCUUCCUUUAAACAAUGAGUUGGAAUCUUGCUGAUGCCAAAAAUUGUUAGAACACAUAAAAAUUAUCUUACACCCGAGAUUUGAGAGGAAACGCAUUUAAGGGAGAUAUUUUAUGGGACUUUGAUUUUUCCACAAAGUAGUAUGAUUUGUAUUGGCCGCCGUAUUGGAGGGCAUGCUCUUGCCCUCCAAAAUGGCGGCCAAAACUACUUUUUGAUUAUAUCUUGUUCAACGUCUGAUAGUUACGCUCAGAUGUGCUGUAAACGUUAUCACAUCAUCUUUUCAACAUUUUCCUCGAAGAUUAAGUGCAAAAUUUGUGUUCAGAGAGAGGUACUUCACAGAAAAUUCAUACAAGACAGCAAUUAUAUCUUACUGAAGAGAAAGUGAUUACAAGACUUUUUUUAGUUUAACAGGUGUGACUGGCUCAAAGCAAAGAGAAAGAUUGAUCAGUUGAAAAGAUUGAUGGUUACAAAAAUCAAGAGAAUUGCAAGAAUCGAAAGUUAACGAAAAUAUCCAUAAAAAGACUUUGUUUAUGAAAUACAAGUUUAGUUCCGCAACAGUCCGAGUCCGUCCGGCAACAUAAGAGUCUUGUAACAAUUUCGUUCGUUAAGAUAAUCAUAGGAAAAAGUACAAUUUUUAAUAACACUAAAACGUUAUAAUUAAACUUACUUGAACAGGGUGGUUGUUCAUUUUUAGAAUAAUGAUUGCUGACAGUAACACCUUCUCGGCAACUAUUCCAGUUUCGGUAAUAAAUUUACCAUUUAUUUUCCAACUUUAUUUUUCAUGUUCAAAAUUGCGUUUUUGCGUUCCUUAACUUAAUGUCAUGUGGUAGUCACGUCAUAUGCGUCAAUGGAUGAUCAACUUUUUCCUGGGAGUUGGCUAUUAUGUCACGAUUCGAGGGUUCCACUAUCACUUAUAACAGUUGUUCAUCCUUAACUAGUUCACAUGAAUAAUACUUCUCAUCGCAUCUCUCUUUCUAUAUCCAUUUUUUUUUUCAGAGAGACAAUGUGACGCCAUGUGAUGGUGAAGUCACAUGCAUUAAUGGCUGCUGCAAGAAUAAUCCUUGCCAGAAUGGAGGAACAUGUACAGAAAUAUGUGAGCCCACGAGCGUUCGGUACAACUGUUCUUGCCCAGCAAAGUUUAUUGGUCGACACUGUGAGUUUGAAAGAAAAAGCUGCCAGGCCUAUAAAGCUGCAGGAGAAAGAAAAUCUGGAUUGUACACAAUCAUUGAUAACAGUGAUAGAGUCUUCAAAGUAUUCUGCGACUUUGACUCCGAAGCCAACUUUGCAUGGAACUUGAUCCAGUCAUUUAAGUUUUCAAACAAUGAUGACUUUAAGGUAAAUUAGGUUCAACUUAAAUCUAUUUUAGCUUAAAAAUAAAUCAUUUGCAUUGUGUUGCAUGUGAUGCUGUGUUUGUCCUUGUUAGAGCACUGGACUAGCAAUUCGGAGGUCCCGAGUUCAAGUGCCACCCGGUCCACUGGUUUGAUUUUUUCUCGGUAUCCCCGAGUUCAAAUCCUCGACCACACGUGUAAAUAAUAGCCAACAGGUUUGCCUCCGGCCAGUUGGAAUUCUCAACGGGUCAAUUUAGGUUUCUUUGAAACUGCCCACCUACCCUUCCCCUAAGCUAUCAUUUUGCCCUAAGUGAGAAGUAAGUGUUAAUGUUAGCUUAGGGGAGGGGUAGGUAGGCAGUUUCCCAGAUAUCUAAAUUGAUCCUUCUUAACCGCAUUGAUGUUUCUUUAUGGAGAUGUCGCAAAUUCAGAAAGUGGAAUCUCAAUAACGGUCAGACAGAAUGAAAAUCGAAUUUUAUCAAAACACCUCUUGCCGACCUGUCUGCUUCCUGAAAUCUCCUCAUAACUUACUGUAGAAAGAGCCAAAACCUUGCCUGAGUUGUUGUUGUUGUUGUUGUUGUUGUUGUUGUUGUUUAUAUAUGCAGGGCGUUAUCUUUUCUGACUACAAUGACGCAGAUGCGAUCAGUGGCGAUCAACCAAACUGGCAUGCGUACUUGAUCCGCCCAGCAUACCUGGCAUGGCUUGGGAACCAGUCCACUCACUGGCGAGCUACCUGCCGCUAUGAUACCGACGGAGUUGUGUACACAGAUUACAUGCGAACAUCCCUGGCAGAUUGCAACAUACUUACCAUGCAGAAAGUACAUCGUACGUGCUUCCAGUUUGAAUUCAUAAACAUCCGUGGACAUAACUGUUCCAGUUGCACUGUACCUCUCUGGAAUGAAAAAGGCGGUUAUUCUUUGCAUACAGAUACCAGCAUCAAGAAAUGCGAGUUUGACGGACAAACAGGCGCCGUUCAUCGAGAAGACAACUUUGGUCAUUAUGUUCAUUCUAAUUCCUUACAUCGCUGUUCUUCUGGCUCUAAUUCUACAACUCAGUUCUGGCUUGGAGGCAAAUGAAGGGUUGUCAAUUAUAGACAAAUUGAUAGUACCUAUGUAGUAGAAAGGAGGGGUCCAUGGUCCGUGUCAGAUCAUAAGGAGGCUUUUGGCACAGAUAUGUUUAAAAAUGGAAACUAACUCCUUACGUAGUGGGGGCAAAAAGCAAAAAAAAGGGGUGAAACAGCAAAAAGAAAAAAAAAAUCGGAAGCGAAGUGAGCCGAGCGGUGGACUGGGGAAGUGCAAAGGGUGGUGGUGCCUGGAGACAUACCUUUGACGCCGCCGUUCCAUGAUACCAGAUUCUGCUAUCAUGAUCUGAUUGGUCAAAUGUCUUAAUGUUAACACAUUAUCAUUAGCCUGUGUACAGACCAGACAGACGCCCCCACCCCUUGGUGUUCGUCGAGUUAGCGAUCGAAUUGAAGUAGAUCACCAUGCACUCUAUUUUAUUCGAGCGAAUUCAAAGACAGUAUAUACUUUUUGGAAUACGCUCACGGUGGCAUCCGUGAUGAGAACUUGGCGUGUUGAAAUUUCAAUAACGGGUUAAGGGCGGAACGGCCGCAUCAAAGGUAUUUUUCCAGGCUCCGCCACCCUUUCCUCUCCCCAGACUACCGCUCGGCUCGCCAAUGCGGAGCCUGAUCCCAGACUCCCAGGCUAAUGCUUUGACCACUAUUUCCUUCCCCUCCCCUUCCAGGGAUAGUUUUAUUGUUCCCUUUUGGACUGAGUGUAUAUAGUGUAGUGUAUAUAUAAAGAAAACUGUCAGUAAAAAAGUGUUUGAAUCAUCCAAUUUUAGGACAGUAUUCUGCCCAAACCCCUCUAAAUGACUGUUAAAUUUUUGAUGAGAAAGCGAGGGGGGGGGGUAUCUGUUUACAGCUAUGUUUAAGCCUGACGUUGGCUUUUUCAAGCCAGAAGCGUCGAGAAAUGAGUUAUAAAGACCAAUGUCCCCCAUCUGAAUUGGCAAACUCUAGAGAAGCAUAGCGAGUUCUUCAGUAUCUAUAGUUAAGUGCUACAACAUAAUUUUUGGAAUAGAUAGCCUUUCCGGACUUUUUCGGACUUUUUAGAGCUUGCUAUAAGUGUCAAAUUAGAGCCAAUCAUGAUGUGAAAGUUGCCACUCUGAAUUGCAAUUGCUACGGGUAUUCGUUCUUUUUACGGAUCGUUAAUGUCUGACGUAACUUGCCUAAAGACGUAGUGCACGAAGGAUCGUUGACUUUAUUUCGCAACAGAUUGAGGACCAUUGAAGACUUAUAUGAAUAAUGAUUUUUAAAAAUGGAAAGAGUUUAGUCGAUGAUAUCAAGAAAAUAAUGUUUUAGGUUGUAGCUUUUAGAUUAUAGCUUUUUUCUUCUUUACUUUGGGGAGUCAUUUGUAUAGGGGCAACCACAAGAUCUCCCUUUUCGAGAGGUAUUUCUUUUUGUGUUAUGUUGUCUCUUGAAUAAAGUAUCGUUAUCGUCAUCAUGUACAGUGGAAUCUCGAUGUAACGAACCAGUAAUAGUAAAAUAUAUCAAAAAGAACCUCGUUAUAGCAAACAGAUUUUGCCAGUGCCUUUGCUAAUCGUCAUAUCGAGUUCCAAUGUAUGCGGCAAAGGGCUAAGCGAACUGAUGCCAGUAAUUUGAUUAAAGCGUAAAGCUGUGAGAGGGUGGGGGAAGCUGGGGUACCGUAGUAUUGGGGAUUCCACCCCUGUUUCUCUCCUUAAACAACUUUUGGACCCAAUUGAUGAGUUAUCUUUUCAACAACGAUUCAUUACUGAUCACCCUGGGGCGAUGCAAAAGACUCUGUCGAUUGCGUUUGAGACGACAUUAUAUAGCCCACGUCACAAGUCGACCCGACGGAUUACAAAAUCGUUCAUUUGCAUUAGUCAGAAGCCUAAUGAUAAGCUUUGGAAAUGCGGCUUAUCAUUUUCCUAAGAUAUUAACUAAUUGUGUGGAUAGCAUGCUAUUUCACUGUUUUUAAUGAUUCUUAAAACCGUAGUUAAUUGAGUGGAAUGGUUAUGAAACCCGUCAGACUCCUUUGUUAUAUGUUUUUGUGGACCUGAAAGUGCACAACGUUCAAAAGAAUUCCUAUCAUUUUGAUUGUAUUGACCAACAAAAACGUUGCAUUAAUUUAUUCCGUAACAAUUUGCCAAC